GGCCAGAUUACAAACAAGCUGCUGAAAAUUUUGCCUCACAGUCAUAUUAGUGUGCCACAAAAUCAUAUCGAAAGCGAGAUGAACCACUUUUACCCAAUAUGUGCGUCUAAUGUUACCAUAAAGUUCAAGCACAGUCUUAUAUGCACAAAUUGAAGCCUAAUAAAUCCCUAGUACAACGGUGCCUUCUGAUUGGUUGACUUUUUCCAGUUUCGGGUAGUGUUUAACGUGUUAAAUAACGUGUUGGUUUGCCGCGAAAUUGUUUACAUUCUAGAUUGUUAGAUAUUGUGGGAAUUUGCUGUUUGUUUUUUUUCGCUCUUUGAUCUGAUUUUUUUAAAAUUUAUUAGACCUAGUUUAUGCUAAGAAUUCGUGUGAUCUGUUUCAGAUUUUUUUUUUGUUAAAAUAUUUUUUUUUAGUUUUAUAGCGAUAAUAUCUAAAUUUGUUCGAUGACAUUUUGAUCUUGUCUGUGUGUAAGGAAUUGUAAUAUACAUGAUAUAAGAGCAAUGUUUUCUGCAGCGAUUACCAGAAAAAUUCCAAACUUUUUUUCCAGUUUCUUAUGGUCUCGUCGUAUUGCAACAUUUCUGGAUCCCUGUUUGGGACUUUCUGAGCAGCAAGUACAGAUUCAAAAUAUUGCACAAGACUUUGCGAUGAAGGAAAUGUUUCCAAAUAUGGCCAUAUGGGAUGAGAAGGAAAUAUUUCCUAUUGAAACUCUGCGAAAGGCUGCUGCAUUAGGCUUUGGUGCUAUUUACAUUUCGGAAGAUCAUGGAGGUGCAGGCUUGACACGGUUAGAUGCUUCAAUAAUUUUUGAAGCAUUAUCUCGUGGGUGUGUUAGUACUACGGCUUAUUUAACUAUUCAUAACAUGGCUCUGUGGAUGAUCGAUCAUUAUGGAAACAAGGAACAAAAGCAGAAGUGGUUGCCAAAACUUUCUACAAUGGAACAUUUUGCUUCAUAUUGUCUUACUGAGCCAGGCAGUGGAAGUGAUGCAGCUUCAUUAAUGACUACUGCUAAAAGAGAUGAAGAAUUUUAUGUAUUAAACGGUACAAAGGCUUUUAUCAGUGGUGGUGGUGAAUCUGAUAUUUAUGUUGUUAUGGUAAGAACUGGUGAAAGAGGACCAAAAGGAAUUUCGUGUCUGGUUGUGGAGAAAGGAACACCUGGAUUGAGUUUUGGAAAAAAAGAAAGGAAGCUUGGAUGGAAUUCUCAACCAACACGUGCUGUAAUAUUUGAAGAUUGUAGAGUUCCUACAUCAAACAGAAUUGGGGCUGAAGGGCAAGGAUUUAAUAUUGCUAUGAAUGGCCUCAAUGGUGGUCGAAUUAAUAUUGAAAGUUGCAUCCUGUCCUUAGGUGCAGCUUAUUCAAGUUUAGAAAUAGCAUCUGAGUAUGUCAAAACAAGAAAACAAUUUGGAAAAUCUCUUUCUGAGUUUCAACAUAAUCAGUUUCUCCUCGCUCGCAUGGCAUCGAAUUUAAUUGCUUCUCGUUUAUUAGUCCGUAAAGCUGCAGAAACUUUGCAGAAAGGUGGCUUGGAGACUGUGUCAAUGUGUGCUGCAGCUAAAUAUUUUACUACUGAGAAGUGUUUUGAGAUAGUAAAUCAUGCUGUGCAAUUGCAUGGUGGCUAUGGAUAUCUGAAGGAUUAUCCUGUACAGCAAUAUUUGAGAGAUAUAAGAGUUCAUCAAAUCUUAGAAGGUACUAGUGAAGUGAUGUUGAUGCUUAUAUCCCGUGAUAUGUUAAGAAAGUUUUCCUGAGCAUUGAAAUCAAAAUCAGAUCUUGAAAUCAAAAAUGUAACUGAUUGUGCUAUGUGUUAUGUGUUUUGGGUAAAACUAAAAUGUAUGCAGUAUGUAACAGUAUUUGCUUCAAAAACUAAGAAAUGAAACAGGAAGUAAACUUACAAAAAACCAAAAAGACAGCUUUGACUUAAUUGUGUAUCUCAUGCAAGUUAUAGGUAAUGGAGUGUUAACAGACUUGUAUUUUUCAAAAAUUUCAGUUAACUGAAAUCUAGGGUUAUGUGUUAAAAGAAAUUUCUAAAACUACUAUUUAAUCUAAGUAAAUAUUAUUUUGUUCAAAUCA
Messenger RNA from Stegodyphus dumicola, 2058 nucleotides. Its product is annotated as isobutyryl-CoA dehydrogenase, mitochondrial-like. Lineage: Eukaryota; Metazoa; Arthropoda; Arachnida; Araneae; Eresidae. The record is from RefSeq and is a predicted model, not a curated record. Gene Ontology annotation, biological process: lipid metabolic process. Gene Ontology annotation, cellular component: mitochondrion. Gene Ontology annotation, molecular function: flavin adenine dinucleotide binding; acyl-CoA dehydrogenase activity.